AUGGCACGCGACCUCAAAAUAAAUAUCCGCAAACGUGCCAUAGCCAGCUUCUUCGAGUGUGAUAAAUUAGAUUGGGCCGUUGGCGGUGCUCAACAAGCGUUAGGAACAAAACUCCAUCAACAGACAAGGAAGGCAAUCGCCAAACGCCAACCCGCUCUCAUGACAGCCAUCAGAAAAUUUAAUUCAUACUGUGAACAGUUAGAUUCGCUCUAUGAUCCGUCAUGCGCAAUUCCGUUACCCACUCCCCUUUCCACCAAACUUACUGAACUACAUGCUGAUCCCACACUAAUGGAGGAUGUGUGGAUCGCACCAUCCAUUGGAGAAGUACCACGGUGGUUGGAUGAUACAGACAUUAGGGAUGGCAUCCGUGCUCUUCUUAAACGCGAUCGCUGCAGGGAAGAACAGGUGCGACUUGGCACUGAAGCUGAUAACCUUUGUCGAUUUUUUGGACAAGAGCUUGCAGCACUCGAACUUGCUAUUCGCAUCCCAGAAUGCGAGCCUUUUACGGCUACCCUGCAACAGCGCCGGUCUAACUUUCUUCAGCUUCAAUCCCACUGGAGCAAUGCACUGGUGUCAUCGUUACAGUUCGCCACUCAUGUUAAAGAAGCAGUAGAUAUUGCCGUUACCAUCUCAGGAGGCUCUCAAACAACUGCCCUUCAUUGGAUUGCUACUACAAGUCUCACUGCACUUGACCUUGAUGGUGAAGAUGAACUGGUCUCUGCUGACCUCGACGAUCCCCCACAGAUGGACUCCGAACAAGCCACACUCGCAGAUGUUCUGGAGCAAGAGAUGGCUAUGUUGGACGUGGACGACACUGCUGAGGCAAACGACAUAGGCUAUGACAUUAAAGCAACCAUCGUGUGGGAGCUUCCUAAUGACAUUAUUAUCCCUGACACUCUCGUCACACGAAUUCGACCUCCACACGAUGGAUUCCCUGAUCAAGUGUUUGAUCCGAAAGACAUCAAUUUGCUCCGCUCUCCUACAGCGUGCCUUAAUGAUGUUUGUAUCAACAGCUGUGCUGCUCUACUCUACUCUGAACUAAAAUCUCCAAUGCUCUCUUGCGCAAUAUUUUCUACCCAUGACCUCCCGUGCAUCCGUUACAAUGCAUCCAACGACAUCCUUUGGCGCAAUAUUUUGUGGACGCGUUACUGGGAGAAGGAUGUAUGGGUCCUGCCAAUACACCGGCCCUCCAGCUCAAUUGGACAUUGGGUAAUUUGUGUGAUUCACAAGUUCGACAAGGAAUUACUCCUCUUUGAUAGCCUUGGCGAGAAAAAACCAUGGAAAAACGACAUCAAAGUAAGCUAA
Messenger RNA from Suillus discolor, 1305 nucleotides. RefSeq lists its product as uncharacterized. The transcript is spliced from 4 exons. NCBI's taxonomy places the organism in Eukaryota, Fungi, Basidiomycota, Agaricomycetes, Boletales, Suillaceae. The coding region runs from base 1 to 1305 and encodes 434 amino acids. The record is from RefSeq and is a predicted model, not a curated record.